UCAUCAACUCAAGUUUAUUAAUAUCACUAUUUUAGGAGAAGGCUGAAUUAUGGGUUCUGAUCCCUACUCCGAAUCUUUCUACUCCGAGACAGAAAAGUUGGUACUGGUAAUAUACCUUGGAGCUGUGGUUAUCCCUGUAGCUAUAGUUAUGAACUUCCUCAUGAUCCUCGCUUUCUUCAAGUACAAGAAACUCAGAAUAACAGGAAUGUACUUCAUCUUGAAUCUAGCUGUUAACAACUUGAUAGCGACAACCAUAUCAGCGCCUAUCAUUAUCAGUAGCAUAAUAAAGAAUGAAGAAGGGAGUGGGUACCUAGAGAAGGGUAUAGCAUGUGACAUUAGGGCUCUCCUUGACAACGUGCUCCUUUGUGCCAGCGCAGUUACACUCGCUGUAUCUUCUGUAGACAGAUGUCUCGCUGUUUGCCGGCCCUUUACCUAUCACAAAAUAGUAACGACCCGACGCGCACUGUGGAUCAUAGUCGGGAUAUGGGUGGUGUGCACCUUGGUUGCUCUUCCUCCUGUAGAACUGUCCUUUAUUCCUGGCUACACUAGCUGGGGAGAUAUUGGAUGGAGCAGGUAUACAUUUUCCUGUGCGAUGAAACAAAAAUCAGGAUAUCCUCUCUUUUACUUCUUCUUUACCCUGUUCUUACCAGUGCUGGUAGCUAUUAUCUCCUACACUUUAAUCUUCACUGCAGCUGCAAAAUCUAUACGGCUGAUGGGUAAAACAUACAAGAGUGUAGAGCAAGCUGACUUUAAGAGGAGGAACAGAACAUUAAGAUCUGCUCUCAGGACCUUGGCUCUAGUUGGGGUAUUCGCAUUUACAUUCCUUCCCGUACUGGUGAUAUCAUGUAUUUGGUGGGUUCAGGCACAAGCUAAAAAACAGCCCCUCAACAUCGGUAUCACCGUCGUUAAAAUACUGGUUUGGGUGGUCUACUCUGGGUACGCUCUCAACCCAAUAGUGUACGGGCUCAUGGACAGGAACUUUAGAGGAGCUUACAAGACUUUUAUAAAGUGUAACAUGCAUCAUGACGAGUUCAGGAAACGAGCCCAAAAGCAGCUUUACAGUGAUAUGGAAGAUGAACGGAGAAGGAGUUGCCGGCCCAGUCAGUUUACUACCAGCGCCCAAUUUCCUCCUUCUCGUACUUCUUCUUUCGCUCUACGGAACGGUGGCAAUAAUGGAUAUGACAGUCUUGAUAGGGCCCAGAGUUACAUGUUGACGGAACUGAGCAGUAACGGAGGAACACCCGGAUCAGUAACACACUUACCUAGAUCCCGGUCAGUCAGUGACAAAUCUCCGGCCAACGGAAACGGAGACCUGUGUAACGCACACGGAUAUAAUCGUCUCUCAGGGGGCAGUUCAACAAAAUAAGACUAAGAGCUUGUUAUACCAUGACGGACAAAUAUUUCAUAGUUUUUAGAGAUGCACAGCUACUGCCGAGCCAGUUAAUCAAAAUCCAGAUGAGGAAAACUCAAUGAAGUUGACUACACUGCAAAUAAUGCUCGGUUUUAUUGAAAAGUUUGAAGAAAUUAUUAGAACCAUACAGACCCUGGUGGUUGUAUUACUAUUACUAUUAGCGAUAUUGUUAUCAAAUAAAAAACAUCGAAAUCAAUUGUAGUAAGCUGAUCUGAUUCUGGAAAAUCUAAAGACUUAUAAACUUUCAUUAAUGACAGGAAUUCCGAUGUAAACGACAACUAUGCCGAUAUCAUUCAAUGAUUGUCGAAAAAUUGGCAACUGCUUUUAUUGUGCGAUACGGAUUAUUUCCUCGAACCGUCGCAAUAACAACUUUUAUUUUUUCUUGUCAGUUUUUAGAUCUUUUAUUUUUUAUUUAUCUAUUGAUACUAACUAUGGAAUAUGGAUGAGUGACUUAAACAUAUUUAGAACGGAAGUUAACUAUUUAGGUUUACAUCUUUUAUCUUUUAAUUGAAGCGGUUAUUUUAAUUUUAUUUGAUUUUAAGUUUAGGAAAUAGAAAUCAUACUUUGUUAACUAAACUGAAUAAAAUUAGACCUCCUUUGAAUUGAAUGUUGUUUGUAAUUGGAUGCUGUUUAAAUUUAGUGUUUGACCAGUGAUCUACUUCACAGUUCACUCCUAA
Messenger RNA from Bolinopsis microptera, 2088 nucleotides. RefSeq names its product D(1C) dopamine receptor-like. Lineage: Eukaryota; Metazoa; Ctenophora; Tentaculata; Lobata; Bolinopsidae. The record is from RefSeq and is a predicted model, not a curated record. Gene Ontology annotation, cellular component: membrane. The coding region runs from base 50 to 1366 and encodes 438 amino acids. Gene Ontology annotation, biological process: G protein-coupled receptor signaling pathway. The transcript has 11 exons. Gene Ontology annotation, molecular function: G protein-coupled receptor activity.